GGUGCUUAGCCUGGGAUUGAUUCCGGUCCUUGUCAACUCCAAAGCUCGACUUUAAGGAGACGCGAAACCGCAGCAACUUUGCGCACACGACCAUCUUCGAUCCGGCACGCAAUUCUCCAGGCGCGACGAUCAUCUUCGAACCGAGCUUCACACAACGACAGUCCUCGAGCGGAAUCGCGUCGACUCUACCAUCAGACAACCAAACACCCACCCAUCAAUCAGAAAACAUGGCGGACAAGCCGGCAGAGAUCGCAGCGGCGAGGGAGAAGCUUGAGGCGCAGAUCAAAUCCGCAGACAUGACGGAUGAUAUGCAGCAGGAGUGCAUAGAAGUUGCUCAGGAGGCCAUGGCCAAGUUCACCAUUGAAAAGGACAUUGCACAGCACAUCAAGCGAACAUUUGACGAGCGAAAGGGCCCAACCUGGCACUGCAUUGUUGGCCGCAACUUUGGCAGCUUCGUAACUCAUGAGACUAAGCACUUCAUAUACUUUUAUCUCGGCCACUGCGCCAUCCUGCUCUUCAAGACGCAGUAAAUCCUGGGGCGAGGAAUUCACGGGAUAGAGUAUGUAUGACACUUGCGAGAGUUGCGAACCAUGGCUAUUCUUAUUUGAGGGGAGGCGUCAUCAACAUGGGGGA
Trichoderma virens Gv29-8 is the source of this 633-nucleotide messenger RNA. RefSeq lists its product as uncharacterized. Gene Ontology annotation, cellular component: cytoplasmic dynein complex. Bases 228 to 530 code for a protein of 100 amino acids. Gene Ontology annotation, molecular function: dynein light intermediate chain binding; dynein intermediate chain binding. Gene Ontology annotation, biological process: microtubule-based process; cilium assembly. NCBI's taxonomy places the organism in Eukaryota, Fungi, Ascomycota, Sordariomycetes, Hypocreales, Hypocreaceae. The transcript is spliced from 8 exons. The record is from RefSeq and is a predicted model, not a curated record.